Molecule: messenger RNA, 2766 nt
Organism: Ictidomys tridecemlineatus (thirteen-lined ground squirrel)
Lineage: Eukaryota; Metazoa; Chordata; Mammalia; Rodentia; Sciuridae
Gene: Rnf222
Product: ring finger protein 222
Source: RefSeq, a predicted model, not a curated record
GACUCCGCGGCGGCGGUCACAGUGACAGCAGCGGCAGAGGAUCCAGCUGCCCAGGCCCACAGCCUCUGCGUGGCUCCCAGCUGCUCUGCGGAUGCUACUCUUGGUCAAAGUCCAAAUUUGUCUCCCAGUGAGUUCUGGCCAUUUCCCAAACAUCAAACACAUCCUCCAAGAAUGAGAAUCUGCCUUCACUGAGGUUCAUCAGCAGGUUCUCUGACUGCCUUAGGCGGCCGUGGAAGAAGAAUUUGAAGAAUGACUGAGCAUGCUAAACCCUGCCUUCUCUGAGGGGGUCAUGUCAGAAGGGGAGAGCAAGGACAGCUCGGGCAGCGAGUGCCCUGUAUGCUACGAGAAGUUCCGGGACUUGGAGGGUGCUAGCCGGACGCUGAGCUGCGGCCACGUGUUCUGCCACGACUGCUUGGUCAAGUAUCUGCUGUCCACCCAGGUGGACGGGCAGGUACAGAGGACCAUCGUCUGCCCCAUCUGCCGCUAUGUCACCUUCCUCAGCAAGAAGAGCUCCCGCUGGCCCUCCAUGCUGGACAAGAGCUCGCAGACCCUGGCUGUGCCGGUGGGCCUGCCCUCUGUGCCCUCGCCAGACCGUGGGGGCCACACAAACCCUCUGGCCAUCUCCCAGCAGGUCUGGAGACCAUCCUCGAGUCAGGGCACCCAGCUUUCCUUGGAUCUGUUGCCCAGCCUGCCCCGGGAGUCGCAGAUCUUCAUCAUCAGUCGCCACGGGAUGCCCCUGGGAGAGCAGGACACCGUGCUGCCGCGUCGCAGCCUGGCGGAGCUCUCGGAGGUGUCCCCCGCUCCCAGCUCCACCCGCUCCUUCUGUUGUCGGUCAAGGGCCCUCCUACUCAUCACCCUCAUCGCCGUGGUGGCUGUAGUAGCAGCCAUCCUGCCCUGGGUGCUGCUGGUGAGGAAGCAGGCAUGAGUGGUGUCACCCAGAGGGACAGAGGAGGGAGGUCCAGCCUGAGAGCUGCUCUGUAGCCUGGUUAACCAUGGCUUGGGUGGAGGCGGAGGGAGCCCUGGUUGCAAACACGCUUUGAGGAAGGAGCCUGGACAGAGAGAGGGAUCCAGUACCGUGAGGCUGGAAGUAUGACGGCUGUGCUCCACCUUCACCCACCCAGUCUCAGCAGGAGUUAAAGCGUGGCAGGGAGGCGACAGCUGAGCUGACCUGAGAAGCAGGUGCUCCACAUGUGGCCCCUAUGUGUAUCCUCAGCAAAUACCACUCCUCUAGGCCAGAACUGAGCAGCCUGGGCAGAUCCAUGGUCACUGCCCAUGGGGUCACCAGCCCUAAGGUGCAGUCACCUGCCAGGUGACAAGCCUGAAGCCAAGGGGGCCUCCUUCAGAACAAGGAAGUUCUGCUGGCCUGUGUCUUGCCCGAUGGGGGCCCAGUGGCAGACCUCCUCCAGAAUUCUCACUGGGGAUUUUCUAGGUUUCUAAUGCAAACCAGAACAAGUAGUAGAGUUGGUGCCAGGGCCCAGGUUCAGGUUUCCCAGAAUCUUAGCACCUGUACACAACCCUCCCAGCAUCCCAGUCCUCCCUGUCUUCUAUUCACCAGCCUGGAACAUCUUCCCUGAGUGGGAAGCUGAUCUCAGAGGCUGUGGCCCAAGCUUGGCUGGGGGAAGCAACAGAAGAGGGUCAGCCGGGAGAGCUGAGGCUACAAGGGCUGUUGACAGAGGCCACAAACUGAGUCAGAGAUCUGAGUCCUCUGGACCUACCUCUCAAGGAACGGGCCAGAUUUUAAGUUUUGGGGUUCUCAAGGGUGGAGUGGAAUGAAAGGCAGGGAGUGGAGGGGAAGCUCGACAGGCCAGACUGGAGUCAGCUGAGAACUAUGUGGGCAAAUUAACCCCUGGGGGCUCCCGCCUCCCUCCCAGCCCAGGUCCUCCUCCUUCUCAUGACCCAACCAUUCAUUAGAAGCUGCACCAGCUGGGCCAGUUCCUGAGGUGGAUUCUCAAGCCAAGCUGGGCGAGGAAGGGUGGAGAAGAAAACAGCUGUGCUUGGCGGGGACACUGCUGUCUCAACAAAUGCCGAGAACCAGCUGCUAUCCAAGGCUGCUUCAUCUGAGGACCCUUGACGAGGCCCACCUGAAAAGCUCACAGUGGGUCUUGCCUGAGGAACCAGUAUGCAAGUGUAGAGCUAUUGGCUGUCCGAGGCCCAUAAGCCAACCAUGCACGGAGGGUGGAAAGCAGCAAAAAACCUCCAGCUAUUGUCACAAGUACAGGGGGUUGGCACCAAGUGCCAAAACUAAGCCUUCCACAACCCAUACCCUCUUAUCAAAGUUUGCUAUCUGUAUGGAGAAAAAUAGCACUGUGCCUCUUAUCUGGUUCCCAAAUAGCUGCAGGUGGUCAUCAUUUGGGGAUUACUAGGGAGUAGGGUCCACAAUGCAGGGAUAUUUGUGACCCCAGGAAAAAAAUCAAAUUUAAAACACUUAUGAGCUUCCUUAUGCCUUUUCUGAGACCAGAGAAGAACAUAGGUGCUAUGGGGGGGCGUGUGCCAGUGGAAUGGGGGGUAUUUAUUUUAGGAACAAAAAUAAACUUUGCAAAGACUCUAAUGAGUCUGUCUUCACCUCAGCCAAGCUGCUUUAAAAUGUUGUGAAUUUCUAGGGACCUCACUGAAGUCUUUUCAGAUUCUGUUGUAUUUGCCCAGAGUUUCUUUCAAAAUACCUGCAGUGUUUUCAUAUCAUUCAGCAGUAACUCCUAGAUGGUACUUCUUUUAUUUUCAAAGAAUGCCAAAAGCUAUUUUUUAAAUAAAGGUCUAUAUUUUCUCAAA